Messenger RNA from Coniosporium apollinis CBS 100218, 1008 nucleotides. RefSeq lists its product as uncharacterized. The transcript has a single exon. NCBI's taxonomy places the organism in Eukaryota, Fungi, Ascomycota, Dothideomycetes. The record is from RefSeq and is a predicted model, not a curated record. Bases 1 to 1008 code for a protein of 335 amino acids.
AUGGGCUCGCCAGACCCAUACGGCCGGCAGCUGGACGGCCUUGGGGCAGGCGUCUCGAGCCUCAGUAAGAUCUGCCUUGUAGCACCGAGCGAGCGGCAAGAUGCGAACGUCGACUACACCUUUGUGGGCAUUGGUAUCGAGCGGGACGAGGUGGAUACGGCUGGCAACUGCGGGAAUAUGAGCGCGGCCAUUGGACCGUAUGCUUUCAACGAGCGGCUGCUCGGAAAUAUUGACUAUGUUACCGACGGCACUAAAAGUGUGCGAAUACACAACACUAAUACUGGAGUCAUUAUCAAGAGUUCAUUCGAAGCCUCUGACGGGGAGGCUGCGGUGGUAGGCGAUUACUCUAUUGAUGGCGUUAGCGGCACCGGAUCUCGGAUAACCUUGGACUUCCUAAAGCCUGGAGGAGCAAAGACUGGCCGACUGUUGCCUACAGACUCUGCGGUGGACACGAUAGAAGGCGUCGAGGUGAGCUGCGUAGACGCCGCCAAUCCAUGCAUUUUUGUCCGCGCAGCAGACGUUGGAGUGGAAGGAGCUAUUCUACCCAACGACUUCAACAAGCUACCCGAAAAGCUGGCACACCUUGAAAAUAUCAGGCACAAAGCAGCCGCAGCAAUGGGUGUGUGCAAGACCGGCUCCGAAGCUCCGCGGACGAUCCCUAAGAUCGCGAUCGUCUCUCCAUCCAAGGAGCACAAGCUGCUCUCCGGCAGAACGUUAGAUGCCUCAUCUGUAGACCUUGUCAUACGCUUCAUCUCGGACACGCAGCCGCACAGGGCCAUACCGUUGACCGGCUCGCUAUGCACAGCUGUGGCAGCUAAGAUCAAGGGAUCGGUAGUCCAGCAGUGCCUCGCUGAGCAGCAUGUAGAUCCAAACAUGAUCACUAUCGGUCACCCGAGCGGGCGCAUACAAGUGACUGCUACCAUGGACGCAAGCGGUGGUGUCGAGUCCGCCACUGUUUUCAGGACUGCGAGACGAAUCAUGACUGGGCAGGUGUAUUGGAACGACUGA